UGGAGCGGCCGCUGCGCGUCUUCCAUGUGCAGCUGGAGGUCACCGACAUCAACGACAAUGCCCCCGUCUUCCCCGCCGCCCGGAAAAACCUCAGCAUCGCGGAAUUAUCUACAAUGCCCGGGUCUCGUUUCCCGCUGGAGGGCGCGUCGGAUGCGGAUAUCGGAGUAAAUGCACAGCUCACCUACACACUCAGCCCCAGCGAGCACUUCUCUCUGGAUUUACAAAAGUCGAAUGAGCGAAAUAUUGAACCCGAACUGGUUUUAACGAAACCUCUGGACCGCGAGACGAUUUCCGUGCACCGGUUGGUGCUGAUGGCCACUGACGGGGGCCGGCCGUCUCUGACAGGGACAAUGGAGCUGGUGAUCUCGGUGCUGGACGCGAACGACAACGCACCUCAGUUCAACCAGUCUGUGUAUAAAGUGCAGCUUCUGGAGAGCGCUGGGGUGGGGACGUUGGUGACGAGGGUGAAUACAACUGAUAUAGACGAGGGACUUAACAGUGAGGUAACAUAUACCGUUACGAACUUUAUUCCCCCGAGUGGAAAAGAUGUGAUUUCCAUCAAUUCGAACACUGGGGAAAUUCACCUCACAGCACCUCUGGACUUCGAAGCAGUCAGUAUGUUUGAUUUUCGUAUUGAAGCAAAAGAUAAGGGAACACCCCCGCUGUCGAGUCACUGCAAGGUGGUGCUGGAGGUGGUGGACGUGAACGACAACGCCCCAGAGGUGUGGGUGACGUCGCUGUCGGU
Zonotrichia albicollis (white-throated sparrow) is the source of this 745-nucleotide messenger RNA. Its product is annotated as protocadherin alpha-13. Gene Ontology annotation, cellular component: plasma membrane. The record is from RefSeq and is a predicted model, not a curated record. NCBI's taxonomy places the organism in Eukaryota, Metazoa, Chordata, Aves, Passeriformes, Passerellidae. Gene Ontology annotation, molecular function: calcium ion binding. Gene Ontology annotation, biological process: homophilic cell-cell adhesion.